AUGGCUGGGUCCGAAAACCGUCGGCUUUUGGGGCCGGAAAGAAGCCGAAGAAGGACGCCGGAGGCCAAGGCGGAAACUCUAACAUCCAGGGAAGCUCAGAUAAGACAUCUAAGAAAUCGAAGAAAUCUAAAUCUAGCAAAGGCUGGGUCCGGAAACCGUCGGCCUUUGGAUCGAACCCUAAAAGGUCGAAUAAGCAUGCAGGCGUCCUCGGUAGCUUGGCCGCCGCCUCUGGUGCCACGGCCACCCACUCAUCCCACGCCGACGGGGGUGGCUCAGGGUGCUAAUGUAAAAAGAAAAAGGGCCUCUUCCUCGAAAGAAGAAAAAAACACGUAG
Molecule: messenger RNA, 333 nt
Organism: Puccinia graminis f. sp. tritici CRL 75-36-700-3
Lineage: Eukaryota; Fungi; Basidiomycota; Pucciniomycetes; Pucciniales; Pucciniaceae
Exons: 3
Coding region: 1-333 (110 amino acids)
Source: RefSeq, a predicted model, not a curated record